Colius striatus (speckled mousebird) is the source of this 4887-nucleotide messenger RNA. It is a transcript of the gene LHX6, whose product is annotated as LIM homeobox 6. NCBI's taxonomy places the organism in Eukaryota, Metazoa, Chordata, Aves, Coliiformes, Coliidae. The transcript is spliced from 9 exons. Gene Ontology annotation, cellular component: nucleus. The coding region runs from base 4 to 1314 and encodes 436 amino acids. Gene Ontology annotation, biological process: forebrain neuron development; regulation of transcription by RNA polymerase II; neuron differentiation. The record is from RefSeq and is a predicted model, not a curated record. Gene Ontology annotation, molecular function: RNA polymerase II transcription regulatory region sequence-specific DNA binding; DNA-binding transcription factor activity, RNA polymerase II-specific.
CCCAUGCACCGGAGCCAUGAGGGCGGGCAGCCCCAGGGCCCGGGCCGCCGCGCCCCGGCCGGCGCCGAGGCGGGCAAGGCGGUUUAUAUAGGGUACCCCACUCUCGCCCGGCGCAUGGAGCCGCAGCCUCCCUCUCCCGCUCUCUCCCGCAAGGUGAUGCCGCCGGAGCCGUUGCCCAAAGGGAGCGCGCACUGCCUCGACCCGCACGCCCGCGCCAUGUCGCAGCCGGACGGGGAGCCGCUGCCCGGCGCCCUGGAGAAGGAGGACGCCCGCUCGGCGCCCAGCACGCCCUCCACGCCGUCCGUCUGCUCCCCGCCGUCCUCCUCCUCCUCCUCCACGCCGUCGGCUGGCAAGAACGUCUGCUCCAGCUGCGGGCUGGAGAUCCUCGACCGGUACCUGCUCAAGGUGAGCGGCGGCGGGGGGCGGCGGGUGGCCCCGGGUGGCCCCGGGUCUCAGUCCACUUCUCUGCCGCAGGUGAACAACCUCAUCUGGCACGUCCGCUGCUUGGAGUGCUCCGUGUGCCGCACCUCGCUGCGGCAGCAGCACAGCUGCUACAUCAAGAACAAGGAGAUCUUCUGCAAGAUGGACUACUUCAGCCGGUUUGGUACCAAGUGUGCCCGCUGUGGCAGGCAGAUCUACGCCAGCGACUGGGUGCGGCGAGCGCGGGGCAAUGCCUACCACCUCGCCUGCUUCGCCUGCUUCUCCUGCAAGCGGCAGCUCUCCACCGGUGAGGAGUUCGGCUUGGUGGAGGAGAAGGUGCUGUGCCGGAUUCACUACGACACCAUGAUAGAGAACCUCAAGCGAGCGGCAGAGAAUGGCAACGGGAUCACGCUGGAGGGGGCUGUGCCCUCGGAGCAGGACAGCCAGCCGAAGCCGGCCAAGAGAGCCCGCACCUCCUUCACCGCUGAGCAGCUGCAGGUCAUGCAGGCACAGUUUGCUCAGGACAACAACCCCGAUGCACAAACCCUUCAGAAGCUGGCGGACAUGACGGGGCUGAGUCGGAGAGUCAUUCAGGUUUGGUUUCAAAACUGCAGAGCCCGCCAUAAAAAACACACCCCUCAGCACUCGGUGCCGCCCUCGGGAGCGGCCCCGGCCCGUAUCCCCUCCUCGCUCUCCGAUGACAUCCACUACUCGCCCUUCAGCAGCCCCGAGCGCGCCCGCAUGGUAACGCUGCACGGCUACAUCGAGAGUCAGGUACAGUGUGGACAAGUGCACUGUAGACUUCCCUACACUGCUCCACCGGUGCACCUCAAAGCAGACAUGGAAGGACCACUAUCUAAUAGGGGUGAGAAGGUCAUCCUCUUUCAGUACUGACUGCGCGAGCUCUUCCUCAGCUGCCCACGGCUCCACCAGCACCUCUGUCCCUCAGCCGCUGAGAGACGGCGUCCGGCCCACGGCACCUCUGACAGUCCCCGCGGGAGAAACUCACACGCAGCACUCGCAGUCGUUUCCAUUGCCCAGCACCUCACAGCCACUGUUCCUUCUCCAGCGACACUCUGUGUAUGUGUGUGUUGAGUGCAGAGUUACAUUUUUCACUUGUUUCUUGUGGACUUGUAGAACGCCCGUGAGUCUCUCCGAGGCGAUGCCAGACACGGUCGAAAUCAGUGACUCUACCGUGCUCGCAAACCUCGCUCCCAAACCCACGGGAUGUGAACACCCCUGAACAAGCCGAGUCUCGGAGGGUUGGGGAUCGCCUCUGAACACAAAGGAAGAAGGAACUGACGUGGUUUGGCCUGAUUCUCUUCUUGCACCAGUGAAGCGCCGUCGGUUCCUGGACAUCCCUCCUUGUUUCCACUUGCACGUGUGAAAACUGAGACGGGCUUUUAUGGCUCAGCGGCUCGAUGCGUACACAGACCUUCCCGAGCCAGGCUCGCGGGUAGCUGAGACCCCGCUAAGUGGAAAACACGAUGCCAGCUGGAAAUAGGCAGUUUUUCUUCCUCCUCAAAGUGCUUUAGAAUCACAUGUCCUUUGAUCACUCUAAGGUAAGUCAAUCUUAGUGUUUUUCCCCCCCGUUUUAUAGGAGGGGAAACUGAGAUGUCCUAAACUGAGAGGAACCGUGGGGGUUGGUGGCAGAGCCAGGUUUAGCACCCUGAAGUCUUUGAUUGCUGACUUGUUCUUAGAACACUGAAUCCCUCUCUCCUCUCGCAGCCAUCUGCCAAAUCUUCUUCUUUUUUUAAUUGUUUUUUACUUUUGUUAACAAGCUCCUUUAUUUCCCUGGAGUCCUGUUGGAUCACAAAUGGGUGAUUCCAGAAUGUACCUACACAGAACUCUCAGCCACUCCGUACUCUGGGACUCGGCAAUCCUCGGUGGAGGCUGGUCCCUAAAGGUGUAGAAAUGUUCUGCCCUGGUGUGGACUCGGGUUCAGUCAGUGGAAACGGUGGGGUAGAAAACAGACCAGUUAAAAAGGCCCAAAACCGCGGUGAGGCCGUUGGGAACAGUCGUGAGCCGAGCGCACAGCGAGGUGAUGGCACCUCCUUUAUCCGGCAGCGCUGCCCCCGUUCCCUCUGCCCACUGUCCUCCUCCCGUGCUGCAGGACAGCUGCUCCUCCUGCCAGGGCCUGGAUGGAGGCACAGCCCAGGAGGACUGAUGCCAUGGGGAUGGGCACCGCAGGGCUCGCUGCCACAGCACAGGAAGCAUUCAGCAGCCUGGCCCCAAAGCAGGAAAAAGAACUCCAAAAUGAUCCUUUGGUGACGACAACAACCCAAAGUAAACAAGUAACCUUUGCCAGCCCUUCUCAGUUUGCACCAAGCCAAGAGCAGGUCUGUAAGGAAGCCUCUUUGCGUGCAACACACGGCUCUGUCGUGCUGCUGAGCGUCUGCGAGGAGCCCGUCAGCGCGGAGCACGGCUGGAGGGAGCCCCAGGGACAGAGGACAGGAAUCCAUCCGUUACACAGCUUGGUUUGAACUCGAACUGUCCGUGUGUUUUUCCCCCUGGGAGAUCCUGGAUCAAUCUGCAGUGUCAUCUGGGCACGUGGGGAGUCUGGGCAGCCUCUGCUCCCCGUGUGCCACGGCUCCAGGUAACCACGGGGCACGGGAGCUGCUCCAGCUGCCCAGGAUGGCCUGAGGAGGGGCAGAUGUCUGCUGGGGUGGCCACCAACAUGUCUUGGCUUGAGAAGUAACUGAGUACAAGCAUGCAUUGAUAGAUAUGGGGACAAAUAUAGAUAUAGAUAUGCACACCCCCCCCUCUGUGUGUGCAUAUAUAUAGAUAUAUAUAAUAGAGAGAGGGUGUGAUGGCAAUACCUGGGACAGUUAGGCCAGUACUCUGUCUAAUUGAUUCUAUGAUUCUACUUGCAGCCAGCAGCUUUAUCCCUAAUUUAAAAUCACAUUUGAAUGGAGAGAGGAAAUGAAGUGUGCAGAGUGUUACUGUCACCUCCUGAUGUGUGAAUAACCAUUUCCAGUGAUGAGGCUCUCCCACACGCCUGCCCUGACUGGAACCACUGCUCGGGGCCCCACAGGGAGGUGACAGUCACCAGUUGCAGUGGUUGCAGCCCCUUUUGCCAUGUCUGUUGCAGUGAGUGCAGGGCAGGCAUUCCCUUGGUUGGCUGGUGGCAGAGUGUUUGCAGUUGGAAGGCUGAGGGGGUGGCUGUGGCUGCAGGGAACAGCCUCACGCUGCUGGUGGUGGCCACAGGGCCAGUGAGGCCCCGCUUGCCUCUCCAUUUGUGCUUAUGCAUCCUAACGAUGGGUUAGUUGUGGAACCAGUGCCGUGAAGGAAGGGGUAGUUAGUGAAGACUGCAGGAGAGACUUCAGGCUGUAACUUGACCUGACAUCCCACAGUACUUGAGGUUUCCACAACCGUUUUGUUGAGGGAGAAAAAUGGUUUGAUGCAUUUCUCUUCUGUCUGGGCGGUGCAAUUAAAGGAAAACUGUUCAAUAUGUACCUAUCAGCUUAAUUACUGAUCAAAUUCCCCCCCCCCCCACUUGUGAAAUGGACUGUGCAGCAAAGUUACAGAGCUCUGUGACCACUGAUGGGCCGGGGCGCGGAGCCGGGGGCUGAGGGGGACUCGCCACCACCCAACCCGCGGGGCCAGCAUGGGCACUUCCCUCACGGGUAGCCAGGAGCAGCUUUGCUAAUUCACAAAUCAGGCUCUGUUUAUAUUAAGCCCAAAUUGUUUGCAAAAACUGGAAGCAAUUCAGCUUGUGCAGUUUUAGAGCUAAUUAUGUGUAUUGAAAAUACUCAACUGUACCAAGAAUGUAAGAAAUCCUCUAAUUUAUUCAAUACAUUGUUUCUCAACAUCUUUCACACUGACUGUUGCCACUGAACCAAACCUUAUCUCAGGUCAUUUGCAUUCAUCUCCUGUCUGUAGAUUAAAAAGAAAGGAAGAAAGUCAUUCUCACGUUCUGAGCAGAUUCUGCCAUUGCCAGAUGGGUUCUGGUGCAGCAGACUCCAAGGACUAAACUUUUCCAGUUGCUCUUUGCAAAACCUUUUGCAGACAAAACCCAGUGAAGAUGGCCCAGGAAAGGCUUUUCACUCGAGUUUAACGGUGACUAAACGUGGCCAGGCUCUGCACGUGGUUUAGAGUUUUCUUGCCGGUGCCUGUUCUUUGGGCCGCUGCUGGGUAACCCCCGUGCCCGAGCUAAAGGUGCUUUACACAACUCACUAGUUGGGACAGGGGAGUGGGAACCAAUCCUGCACUACCACCCAUCUCUAGGAUGCCGACUAUAGCCACAUCAGUUUGAUUCCAUCUGCCGAUCAUUUUGUUGUAGCAUGUUGCAGUUCUGCAUGUCUUGGCUACAAUGGUUGAAGAGGUUUCUCUGAGUGAGUGGACAGUCAAGGCUGAUAUUUAUUUAAAAAGAAAAAAAAAAGGUAAAACUAAAUUGUAAGCACUUUUUUGUAAAACCAAUGUCUGUUUUGUUACAUACUUUUAAUGUUGUGCUUUGUAAAUGUCUUA